CAAAGAAACGCAUUAAAAUCUCGCCUCCGCCAUUCCUCCCUCCCAUAUCCGCUCUCCCCAAAACUCCCCCCCCAAACCCCCAAUCGCGCGAGCACGCACGCACGCGAAUCCAACCCUACUCCGACUCGCACGAAACCCUAACCCUAUGUUGGCCAUGGCCGGCGACGGGACCGACGCCGCCUUCGUGGACGAGGUGGAGCCGACGGUCACCAUCAGCGAGUACAUGGACGGUAUCGAGGCCGAGGAGCUGGAGGCGGAUUUGGUGCUGGGCGGGGACGACGGCAACGAGUGCACCUACGGCGCCGGCUACCUCAAGCGCCAGGCCGUCUUCUCCUGCCUCACCUGCGUGCCCGACGGCGUCGCCGGGGUCUGCACCGCCUGUUGCCUCGCCUGCCACGACGGCCACGAGGUUGUUGAACUUUGGACGAAGCGAAAUUUUCGUUGCGACUGUGGCAACUCAAAGUUUGGAGGACACCUCUGCAAACUUAGCCCUGAGAAAGAUCCUGAAAAUCCAGCAAAUUCUUAUAAUCAGAACUUCAAGGGUUCCUACUGCACAUGCAGUAGGCCCUAUCCUGAUCCAGAAGCCAAGGAGCAAGUUGAAAUGAUACAGUGCUGUAUUUGUGAGGACUGGUUUCAUGAAGAUCAUAUUGGGCUUGACUCUUUGGAGAAGAUACCAAGAGAUGAGGAAGGGGAGCCACUGUAUGAAGAAUUCAUAUGCCAUCAAUGCUCGCCUGUUUGUUAUUUCUUGAAACUCUAUCCUGAUACGAUCUGGGCUUCUAGUAAGCAGAGUUCUGCAUCAGAAGCUGUUACUGCUGAUUCAAAUGGUAUGGAAGGAGGUUCUUCAGGUCAUGCUGACACUGAGAAAAAUGAAAACGGUGCUCCUGUAGACCGUCAAAGCAUUGAAAAUACCUCUGUCGAGGAGAACUGUACAAAAGACAUUGCAGCUUCAGAUAAGUCCAUUUUGGGUGACAAUUCAGGUGGCAACUGUAAGAUAGGAGUGGAUAUAAAUACAACAUCAGCUGAUUCAGAGAAAACUAUGCCCUUUUUCAUGUCAAAAGGCUGGAGAGAGACCCUGUGUAAAUGUGGGACAUGCACCAACUUCUAUGCGCAACGAGGCAUUGCACAUCUUACUGAUAAGGAGGACUCUAUUGAGGAAUAUGAGAAGAUAGCGAAGCAGAAAAGGGAGAAGAAGUUGGAGCAGCAGGAAGGAGCUGAAGCUAACUUCAUCAAUUCACUUAACCAUGUUCAGAAGAUAGAGAUUCUGAGUGGCAUCAAUGACAUGAAAAAUGAGUUUCAAUCCUUUAUGGUAAAAUUCUCUGCUUAUUUGUCUGUUGGUCACUUGUCCGUAAGUUGUUUGUUAUUUCUACAUGCACUGAUACCUGUAGCUUGUGUGCCUCCAUGCUUGUGCUAUCUAUUCACCAAAAUUAGACCAACAACUAUACUAAUACAGAGAAAGGGUUCAAGGUCAGCUUAGUUCAAAGUCCAUCAGUACUCCUAGCUUCUUAGCAAUACAACAAUAACAAUAGCUUAUAUCAGUCACAGUAAAUUCUGAUUUUAAAUCACCAUUGUCAAUUGGCUAUAUAAUAGAGUCAGUUAUUGUUAGCAUUUAGCAACAUGAUCUAGUUACUGGUUAAUUAAAAGUAAGUGCUGCAAUAAAUACCUAAUCAAAUAACCUGGCAGCAACCAUGGUGGCAUGGCUUUAUUAUCAAUACCUAAUUACAUGUUUAAAACUUAGAAGUUCUGCUCCUUGUUCUAAAUAUAGGAGAAUAGAUUAUUCACAAUUUCUCUCAUGGUGAGCUGUGAAUUAUACACUAAGCGGUGUUAAUUAGGAUCUUAAAGUGUACAUGCCCAGGUCAAUCUAUGAAAAUAAAAUUAUUGUUCUUCAACAAAUAUGCUUCAUGGCACAUGUUAUCAAAUAAAAUCAGGCUAGGCAGCACUGCCCCAUUUACCAAAUUUUCUUCUGAAAAGUAGUGAAUUCCUCUAGCCUCUGCAUCAAUUGAUGCACUCAGCCAUCUUUAUUGCAAAGCAUUGGAACUGUACAAGUGAAGAAGCAAGAAAAACACUGUGAAAGGCGUUAAAGACCACAGUAGAGUUUAUGCCACAGCCACAUAUACUUAAGACUGCCAUCCAGAUGGGUUGAAUAGUCUGAUCUACCAUCAAGUGGUUGCACCCAGAGAACAAAGAAUCAUGUGUCUUCAGACAAUGCAGUAAGCACCAUGCAUGGAUCCAAUGUGUAGUCAUAUGAAUAACCUGCCAAGGAAAUAGGCUAGUCUUUUUUGUUAAAAAUAAUAUCAUUACAACAUGUAUGAUCAAACAUGGGUGGUUUUCAACAUUGUGUUUUGGAAAGAUAGAUAUUUCAUGCAUAACAGUUAUAGCAGAAAUGGAACAUUGGGGACACCUCUAACCUCCCUUGGAUAUGGGUCAUCUGAAUACAUGAAAACGUCACCGUGGGUUGGUGCUAAAUGUUGCUGGGGCCAUAGGACUGAGUGCACUGCCACAUGCCUGCAUGGUGUAGGAUCAGGGUUCACCAACACGGAUGAAAGUACCAACAUGUUCUGCAUAACUCAUUUGCAGUCUCAGAUUUUGAUGCAUGUUUCACUAAUUUCUUAUUCUGCAUAUAUAAGUUUUUCUCAAUUAUGUGGAUCAAUAUAUUUGAAUUUGAAUUUCUUUGAUAUGUAUAUCUGCAUUGCCAUUAAUAUUUUAAAAGAAAAUCCCAUUUCAUUGUUCAGAUCUGCCCAUGUGAUUUAUGUUCACUACAAUUCCAUUUCAACAUGAUGGCAAAAUUAUGUCCUUUUCCUUUUGUUCUUAAGCUGUGCAGUUUAUGCACAUUUAUGGUUCAUUUCUUUUGUUCAUCUACCUGAUGGGUGUUUAUUUGUAACUUUGAGCAGGAAUCCUUUGAUCCAUCAAAACCAGUUACAUCUGAUGAUGUAAAAUCUAUUUUCGAGAAUCUUGCUAGGAAGAAGCAGA
This is a messenger RNA of Aegilops tauschii subsp. strangulata, 2967 nucleotides long. RefSeq lists its product as uncharacterized. Gene Ontology annotation, cellular component: cytoplasm. The record is from RefSeq and is a predicted model, not a curated record. Gene Ontology annotation, molecular function: zinc ion binding; ubiquitin protein ligase activity. Lineage: Eukaryota; Viridiplantae; Streptophyta; Magnoliopsida; Poales; Poaceae.